AGGGUCUGGGUCUUUUGAGGUCACAAGACCUGAAGUGAUGACUCUGAUGAGUUAAAAACAUGGUCCUGUGAUCAUGAAGUGGAAGGAGGACGCGGUGGAGAAAAAAAAAUCUGAAGCAACAGGGGGAGAGAAAAAAACCCUGAGUGAAAUGAGUGGGAUUGCUGUAACUGUGGCGUCCCAAGGGAUUAGAGCUGUUACUAUAGAGAUAGUAUUCACUUCUCCUACACACCUCUGAUGUGGACAGGAUCAGACUAACAUCUCUAUACACUUAUCAGGUCCUCUGACCUUUCUGGUUCUGAACAUGGUCCUGUUCCAGGAAUGUUUUCCAGGAGCUGUAACAGCAACAGAAGGAGUUUUAACAGAUGUGGUAACUUUCACCUGGAUUACUGCUGUAUCAAAUUCCUCAGUAACCAUAACCUUUGGUUGCUGAUGUUUGCUUGGGAACUAUAUGCCUGUGUUAAAAUAUUCCAUUUGGCCUAGCUUUAUGAUGUGGAUUCUGAUCUACAUGAUAGAAUGUCCUUGAAUGUCACUGGAUGGGUUUAAAGCACUUUGUCAACAUUUUCUACCGUUCUGGUAUAGUCAGAUGUUUUUGUGAUAAACACUUAAGUGCUUUGGAAAUACUACAAGAGGAAAAGUGCAAGACUCACAGACUAUUGACCACAGCAUAUUCCCAACUUGAGAGCUUUUCAGAGGAAUGUCGUGAUAGCAAUAUAAGCACAGGCUAUGACGACGGACGCUCAGGGACACCUACCAUAUUAAAACAACGACGACAGACAUACUAGAACAUUCACUGUUAAUACUUAUCUUUACGAUGAAAGCCAUUCUGGGAUUUAAGUCCGUCUGGAAGUCCUUUGCCUAGUGUUGAGAGGUUGAGACAGGGUAUAUGUCCUUUCAUAACCUACCUGCUGCCAAAAGGGACAUGCUAACAAAUCAUGCACCUGUCCCAUGUCGCUACGUACCUGCUACCAAUGGGGACAUGCUAUCAAAGCAGACAUCUGUCUCCUGGCGUGGACGACGUAGGGUACCCAGGAUGGGGGUAGUACCUUGUCAUAGGCGUGAGUUGGAGGAUCGAGGUGCUAUGAACUUAGGGUACGUACGCAGUGAAGACAACAUGGAUUACCUUCAAGAUGACCCCUAUAGUUCCCAUGGACGCAUUCCAUACAACAGUGACCCCUACAAUCAGAAUUAUUCCCCGGGCGCUCUGAACGGGGGCAACCCCCAGUACCUUGCUGAUAGCAGAUCCCCUCACUCUUCACACUUAUCUCUACAGAGCUCAGGCAGCAACCGUCACCCUAGAAAUGCCAUGAAUGGUCCGGGCAUGCAAGGAUCCAUGUCAUCGUUACCACGGGAACAGCCCAAUGACAACUACAUGUCCUACUCUGCCAUGUCUCCUGGACAGGAUCCGCCCAGUCCCUCAAGGUUCAACAACUAUGGUGGCGACCCUGAUCAGUAUGGCGAUCAGUCGCCCCGCUACAGUCUAGCAUCUAAUGACAGCUUACAGAGGCCACAGUACGACCCCUAUAGUCACCAUGAUCAUAGGGACAUGGGACCUUCAGGAGGUAGAGGGAGUUACAAUCAGCCCCCACCAGAGGAUAUAAGCCCCUACAACCACCACCCUGUUAAUAGGGACCCUUAUGGGGACCAGCCAAAUUAUGAGGACUCUCGAGGGGGUGAUUCAUUCUACAGAGACUCGCCAUUAGGGGACAGAAAUGAUCUGUCUCGGGGUGGACCUAUGAUUGACCCCCCAAGUCGGAGUGAUUCGUACCGUAAUCCUGGAGACCCCUAUGGGGACCCACCCCCACUAUACGAGACAGGUGCUUAUACCGGAGCGCCACCACAAAUGGAUGACCGUUACAAGGAAAACUCCUUUGAUGAUGACCGAUACAGAGGUCCUCCAGGUGACAACUAUGCACCUGAGAGUGGUUACCGGGAAUCCCCUGUCCCUGGGAAUCAGUACAUGCCCCCAGAUGACAGGUUCCGUGACAUGUCAUUAGAUGACCCCCAUGGGGCCCCGCCCCCUAUGGAGGACAGAUAUAGAGACCUGCCUCCAAGUGACAGGUUUGAGGGUGAGCCAACAUUUGGUAAUUAUGAUGAUUACCCGUACAGCCCAAAUAAACAUGAUGGCUUACCUGAUGUUCCACAGGAUCCGUUUGCUGAUGAUCCAUUCCAACAGAAGGCUGCGAUAGCUGCAGCAGAGGAACGUUACCGUGCCUCACAGGGUGAUUUACGAUAUCGUGACGAAGAUCCAUACAGUAGGCGUACCCCAUCACCAGGGGCUGGCAGUGAUCGUUACCAAGGACAAUACAAUGAGCAGCCACCUCAGUACCUAGAUGAUCGUAAUGAUAGCCGAGACGGGCCUGCAUAUCCUGAUGACCAUGAUGGGCCUCCACAGUCCUAUUUCCAGGAUGAUAUGCAACGUUCAUCAGCCAUGAACCUUAAUGCUCCACCUCCUGAUGAUUACCACUCUGACGGGAGGAGAACUCCCUCCAUAGACGGACAAGGUGGUAACUGGCGUAACCCAGACUUACAGGAGGUAAUCGACUACCUCAGCCACCCCAGCGAGGCAGUCAAGGCCAAUGCUGCUGGCUACCUUCAACAUCUCUGCUUCAACAAUGAGGACCUCAAAUCCAAAACACGGGGUUUGGAUGGUAUCCCUCCACUGGUGGAACUAUUACGGAGCGAUUACCCAGAGGUUCAGAGGAAUGCAUGUGGUGCCCUGAAAAAUCUGUCCUAUGGCAGAUCCAAAGGUGGACUUGAUACCAAAAAAGCAAUAGAGAAUGCAGGUGGGGUGACAGCCCUGAUCCGACUGUUGAGAAAGGUUCAUGAUGAGGAUAUUAAAGAAAUGAUAACAGGCAUUCUAUGGAAUUUGUCCUCAUGUGAGGAAUUAAAAUCAAAGAUAAUAUCCGAAGCUUUGACAGAUAUUGUGAGCAGAGUUAUUGUUCCCUACUCUGGAUGGGAGAAACGUGGGUUAUUACAAAGUAAUGAGGCUUGGACAACGGUGUUCAGAAACGCUACUGGCAUCAUCAGGAAUUUAAGUUCAGCUGCAAAGGAAGAUGAACAGCGUGGAUAUGAGACGAGGAAUCGUUUACGUGAAUGUAGUAAACUUGUGAAUUGUUUAGUGUAUGCAGUGAAAAUGUCGGUGGAAAACAAUGAUAAAGACAGUAAACCUGUGGAGAAUUGUACAUGUUCCUUACGCAAUCUUUCCUUCAGGAUACAGGAAGUGUCAGAACGAGACUUCUAUAAAAAGCGCAACAUGACAUUAAAGAAACGAGCCAAGCCAGAAAAAGAAUCAACAGGGUGCUUAGGGAAUAUGGGAAGUAAAAAAUCACAACAGACGAAGGGUAAAGGAAAGCCUGACCUAAACCAAAAUGCGGAAAUGAGACUUCCACCUGGUGCUGCAGAAUUCAAGGCAUUAUGGGAACCUGAACUGGUGCGGUUAUAUCUUAGUAUUCUAAAGGACGGGACAAACCCGGUAACCAUGGAGGCAGCUGCAGGGGCAAUACAAAAUCUUACAGCUUGUUACUGGCAGCCAGCGGAGGACACACGCGCCACAGUGAGGAAGGAGAAGAGUCUCCCUGACCUAGUGGACUUGCUCACACACGAAAGAGACAGUGUUGUGUGUCAUGUGGCUCUGGCCCUGCGGAACCUUGCCAUUGAUGAGAGGAACAAAGAGUUAAUAGGAAAAUAUGCUAUGAAACAGUUAGUGAGUCGACUUCCUAUGGAAAGACAGAUAGAAUUAGUCCCAGACCGGACAAUAUCAGCUGUAGUUGCAACUUUACACGAAGUCACGAAAAACAAUCAAGAUUUUGCACAAUCUUUGGCUAAUGAAGGUGGUCUGAGGCGAUUAAAGUUCAUUAAAUUUGCCCAAGGAAAAUACUUAACGAAGACAAAAGAACAUGUCCACAAGCUGCUACAAUCCUUGUGGGAGUUUAAGUCAUUACAUUGGGAGUUUAAGGAACGAGGACUUGUGGAGGCUGAUGUCAAUAGCCCACCUAUGGUGGGGAGGACUGACGACAUUGGCUCUCCAAUGAGCAACUACAGCACAAUGAGUCGCCCCAUGGGUAGUCAAGGUUAUGACGACAAUACGAUAUCCGCUGGUCGUGUACAGACCAAAGACCCUUACCCCAACAGUUACUCUCCAAACGGACGUAUGGACAGUGGUUAUCCUGGAUCAGUUGUCGGUCAUAGUAACCCAGCCAUGCAUGAUGAUGGACGAUAUGAUUAUGACACCAGAUCAAGAGGUGAGGAUAUCCCAUUAUCAGAUAUGGGGCCAGGUUAUGCCCCGCUUGACGACCACCUACCCAGAAACAAGGUACCUGUUGGAGCUGUUCCCCUCUUCCCAGGCUUGGAGAACCAGCGACAUGCAAGUCAGACCCAGCUUCAUCCUGAGCCCCAGCCUGGACCAAACGAACAACUAUAUGCACAAGUAGACAAAAGCAAGAAGCGCAAUCCUGGCCAGAUGGGGGGACAUGCAAGUCCCAAUCAUGUGAUGUUAGACAUGUCCUCUCCAGGGAGUCCCCAGGGUGGGGCGGACUCCUGGGUAUGAUCCCAGGAGUCGGGGAGGACUUAAGAAGUGACUAAGUCUUGUACAGGCUGUGACAUGUAAUUGUUAGUAUGCACUGCAAGGCUGGUUGUGCAACACUGGAUAUGUACAAAGUGGAAGUACUAAAGUAUACAGAAAUAGAACAAACUAAAGUUCUGAACAAAAUGUAUUGAAAGUGAAAGUACUUCGGAGAGAAUCAGGCUGGAAUGGUAUGGAAUGGAUAUUUCACAGAGGACCACCAAUAUCUUAAUGUAUAAGAGAUAUAUAGAAUAUCAUACAUACAGAAUGUCCUACAUACUGUUUCCUCUCUGUGCAGGUGUUACACUGGACCAUGUUGGGAGAGUAGUCAUUCAUGGACGGUGUUCCACAGGUGACAUAUAGGUCAGGUCACCUUGCUUGUACAGCCCCAAAAAAGUGUGAUAUUUACUCCCGAGUCCUUGUGAGAAGAGAUCAUAGGUUAUGUGAUUAUUACUCCCGAGUCCCAUUAGGAGUAGAGGUGACCUACGGUUGUGUGUCCCCUCCCCCCUAGUACCUAAAGACUCUGGGGGUCACAAGACUGCUGGACAAAGGGCCGCAAGCCCUCAAGUUGAGGAAUUUGACUUAAAACUUUCAUAAAAUCAUGUUAAUCAGUCCUGAUUUUUAAAUUUAGAGACUUAUUUUUGAUAAAUAUGGUAACUGGACAGAAGUGCUGUGCUAUUUUUAUCAUCAACAUCCAUCAGUGUAUCAUAGAUUAGCACCAAAUCCAGUGCCCCAUUAAGCCAGUUAUAGUUGUAACCGAUCAUGACAUCAAAUGUUUUAACAUUGUUUUACUACAUCCAACAUUCUUAGUAUGUGUUUAUUUGUUUAUGGGGUGUUAUUGUGUUGUAGGAGUUAGUUCUGUAAUAGAAUCUCUGUAAAAUUCCUCUUGACUGUAUUACAAGCAUCCUUGCCAAUUCUUGAUGUAAAUGCCGAGAGACACCAAGAAACGAAAAUGUCCCAUAAUGCACCAGGCCAUUUCGGGUCACAGGUUCAAGGGUCAGUAAGGGGAUUUUUGAUGUCAAUAAAUUCAGUCAAGAGGUGAAUUGGGUUUCAAUAAAUGACAUGAUAUUACUCUAUUUACUGGUGAUAGUAUUUACCGCAAUAGACUACCAUAGAUUAGAAUAUGCCUGUAGCACUGCAACAUUUUAUUUUAUUGUUAAUGUGUAAUAGUAAAUUAGGUUAAUGCACUGCUAAUUUUUACAAUUAUUUAAUUUAACUUGCUGCUAGGAUGUGUAGCAUCUCGGACUUAUUGUCCUCAAAUCCAAAUUGAACAAAAUUUGUUAUUGUGUUGUCCUGUGUUGUUUAUAUUACAAUAAGAGAGCAAUAACGAAAUGUCUAAUGCUAUGCACAAAAAUAUACAAAGAGGUAUAAGUGAUUGUGGCCUCUAAUUUCCAUUCAUGAGAUGUAUACUUUUGAAAAUUGAAAUUUGAUAGCAAAUAAUUCUCAGAAUAAGGAUAGAAUCCAAACUUUUAUAUAUUGGAGAGAAGUUAGAGUGCUUGUAAACUGAUUCCUUUAUUUUAUUUUUGCAUAUUAAUUUUGUCCAUUAAAUCACAUCUAUAUUGAUAUUUUAUGUUGAUCGAAUGUGGAAUCAUGUUUAUUAUGUCCUGUAGUGAUUAAGGGGUCGCAUCACUACUACCAUGUUGAAAUGUGAUAAACUAUUGAUAAUUAACAUCAAACAUUUUUGAAUAAACAUUUGUAUGUAUAACAUUUAAUCAUUGUUUUUUGCUAUUGUGAAUGAAGCGCUAGAAUUCCUCCAGUACCAGGUACAGUAAUUCCUUUGUGCUUGCCUUGAUACCCAGCAGACACUACGAGGUUCCAACUCCACAACUCUUUCUUGUGAUUUAUCUUUGUUAGAAAUUAUGUCAUGGAAUUAUUACAUGGGAAAUUGCAUUAAGAUAAAUUUUUAAAAUGAAAUAUUUCUUUAAAAAAGAUAUAAAGUAAAUUGAAAAAGUAGAAAUAAUUUAUCUACUGUUAUAGAUUUUUAUUCUUAUGUCUUUUGAUGCCUUUACUAUAUACAUACUAGCCAGAGGAAUUACAGCAACAACUUAAAAACCAUCUCCAGAACUGUUUUCAUUGCUGAUUGGAUCCAACCCAGAUCACAAUUAAUACAAGAAAAUAGAGAAAUUUUAUUGUUAAUUUCUAAAAAUCAUUGAAGAUAUGUAAUGUUACUUAAAUGAAAGUGUUUUGAUGAUAUUUUCCUUCCAGUCAGUCACCAUGAUUUACAUAACUGCAUUUUAUACAUCCACUGGGUCUUCACAUUUUGGGUCUAUGUGCAAGCUGUAGCUGUUGACUUAAUUUGCAUUUCAUUUCAAUUAUAUAUUUACUGAAGUAUAACAGGAAAACGCUGUACUUGAAUUUGUAAAAUAUGAAUAUGAAAUGAAAAUAACUUAUAUAUAGAUAUGCAAUGAUGUUGAUGUAUAAAAGCAUUAUUUGCAAACAAAAUUUGAUAUGUAAGCAUAUUAACAUCAUUGGUUUCAAUCAUUCACUGUGACACUAUAGACUUGCAUAGAAGACACCGCAUAAGGCUAUUGUAUGCAGCCAUCACCUCAUCCUGCUAUUGUAUGCAGUCUGUCUAUUGAAUGUGGCCAUCACCACAUCUUUCUAUUGUACACGGCCAUCAUCAUAUCUGUCUUUUGUAUGUGGCUAUCACCACCUCUGGCUAUUGUGUACAGUCAUCACAGCAUCUGGGUAUUGUAUGCUGCCAUCACUGCAUCUAGGUAUUAUAUGCAGCUUUCACCACCUCUGGCAAUUGUAUGUGGCUUUCACCACCUCUGGAUAUUGUGCACAGUCAUCACAGCAUCUGGCUAUUGUACGUGGGGAACCACAUGUGGCUAUUGUACGUGGGGAACCACAUCUGACUAUUGCACUGUAUUGUAAGAACUACAUCUGGAUCCCCCUGUGUUUAUCUAUGUACAUCAGAUCACGUGGAACUCUUGUCCUUGUUUCUUUCAUUUGCUUCUUCAGAAAUUGAUUUACAGGUUUCUUUGUGUAAAUUCAAGUAAAAACAACAAAUGGCCACAAAGACAGUAAUAUUGUUUGGAAUUCAAGAAUAGAUAACAGGGGAAAAUAAGGAAGUUUGGCAAUACAUAAACAUAGAUUUUGCCUACACAAAAUGCCCACAGGUACAGGAAGGUGUGUGCAUUCAUCAAAAGUAAAAAAAAAAAUUAAAGAAAAAGAAAAUAUUUCCCACAUUUAAUAGCAAUUACAAGUAUGUAAUUGUAUAUUCUUAAACAGAUUGAUCUUUCUGCUCAACAACAGGCUGAAAAAUCUAAUUAUUGAUGCAUCAUUAUAAACACUUUCUUGGCCUUUGUCUUAUUUUGACAUCAUACCAGGAGUAGUAUCAUGUAGCUGUUAUCAGGACUUUCGUUUCAAAAAGGUUUUAUUUUGUUUCCAAUAUAGAAAAAUAACAGGCGUUCAAUAUGAACACAUUUGUAAUAUCUGGAAUAAUUUGGAUACAGAUAAGAUAUUUUGCAGAGGGAACAUGGCUUUCGUUUGAGACUAACUAGCACCUAAAUGUUACAUGAAAACACUUUAGAAUAGAUGUCAUUUGUAAUUGUGUUAUCGAUCAUGUCAGAAAUAAAGGGCUUCCAACUGUUUCAUUAUACAAUCAUAUUUACCAUGACAUGAAAUCAUUAAUAUCACUAAAUAACAUUGCCUUUCUUACUACACUGUAAUGGUGGGAAUCUUUCAUCAAAAUCUGUAAACAGAUAACACACCCUAAAUUAUACUCCAUAUAAUUUAUUCUCAAAUGUCAAAAGUCUGACCUUAGACAUGUACAGCAGGUGGAUUGGGGGAAAAUGGUUAAUUCCAUACAUCAUUUCAUUUUUAACUAUAAACAUUUUCAUUUUGCUUAUAAUUACACUUUGAAAUGAUGAGUUCUAUUUAGCAUUGUUAUGAAUGAAAAUUUAGAAUCAAAAUACAAUGUUAACAAUAUGAAAUAUUGAGUAGUGCUGUGAUCAUUUUAAUUGGCCCUGUAACCUGGCACUUAAAACAACUACCAGUAUUGAAAGUGUGUGUAAGUUAGUCCUGGGACUUCAGGAAAACAUUCUUUAGGCCUAAACUGCUUUUUGUCAUCAUGUUACAUGAGCUGUGAAUUAUCUAAGAUCAAUAGUUAUAUCAGCUGUACCUGACCUCUGGUCAGUGGUUACACAGCAUUAAGAAUAAGCAUUCCAUUCUCAUACCGUUAGUCUUUAAUGCAAGUCUACACAUUUUUGUACCAAGGAAUAAUGAAUAAUCUGAUACUGUGUGAACUUGGAUAAAUUAAAUUUGUCCUUUAAAUA
This is a messenger RNA of Ylistrum balloti, 8841 nucleotides long. RefSeq names its product catenin delta-1-like. Gene Ontology annotation, cellular component: plasma membrane; adherens junction; cytoplasm. The transcript is spliced from 21 exons. The record is from RefSeq and is a predicted model, not a curated record. The coding region runs from base 884 to 4546 and encodes 1220 amino acids. Gene Ontology annotation, biological process: cell-cell junction assembly; cell-cell adhesion. Lineage: Eukaryota; Metazoa; Mollusca; Bivalvia; Pectinida; Pectinidae. Gene Ontology annotation, molecular function: cadherin binding.